Puntigrus tetrazona (Sumatra barb) is the source of this 634-nucleotide messenger RNA. Its product is annotated as leukocyte antigen CD37-like. The record is from RefSeq and is a predicted model, not a curated record. The transcript has 3 exons. The coding region runs from base 112 to 432 and encodes 106 amino acids. NCBI's taxonomy places the organism in Eukaryota, Metazoa, Chordata, Actinopteri, Cypriniformes, Cyprinidae.
GUUGAGGCAGGUUUAUUUAUAUGCCACAUUUAAUAAACGGUUGCCACUCAAAUAGCGCAUCAAGCACUAAUCUUGAAAUCUUUUUCUUGCAGUGACAUAAAUUGGUUCACGAUGAAGAUGGGCAUACAGAUUUGUAAAUUUUUCCUCUUCUUCUUCAACUUUCUGUUCCUUAUCGUGGGUCUUGGGCUAACCUGUCUGGGAACAUAUGUUCAGGUCAUGGCUACAUUUUCGGGAUUUUACCCAAUCGGUCAGAAAACAUCACCAUUCAGUACUGGUCUGACGAUGUUGAUCAUCGCCGGUUUUCUGACAAUGCUGCUCGCUGUUGUCAGCAAUCACGGUGCAUGCAUGCACAAAACAUCUGUUCUUAAUGUGGUAAGGAAAAUACUCAUUACAGAUGCAUCAUACUUAUUCGUAUACCACAAUGAUCUCUGAAGAUUUGCAUGUGAUGACGUUGAAACAAAGCUGUAAAGUCAGUUCAGACAGCACAGAUGCAGACUACAUGUAUUUAUAGAACUGAAGUGUAUGCUGGUCCACUCUGAAAUAUGUAAACAGCGAACUAUUGGCCAAACUCUGGGCACUUUUCGUUAGGGAAUUAUUGCUGAACGGGUCCUGUUUAAUAGCUUUAAAGAGAAAU